Microthlaspi erraticum is the source of this 855-nucleotide messenger RNA. The record is from the annotation of a GenBank genome assembly. NCBI's taxonomy places the organism in Eukaryota, Viridiplantae, Streptophyta, Magnoliopsida, Brassicales, Brassicaceae.
AUGGAGAAAGAAGGCACUCAAGGUGGCUUAAAAACAGCCGGAACACUCUUACGUGGUUCUGUCUCUUACAGACUUUACUUCAAGGGUUUGGUAAGGGAGGACACAAGAGGGUUAUUGGCAGGAUUUGGGGUUGCAAUUUGCGACCAAAAUGAUAAUAUCGUGUUUCAGAUGAAAGGAUCACUUCAUGACUCCUCCGUUACAGUUUUGGAGGUUGAGCUUAUGGCAUUGAAGCGAGGACUAACCGAAGCUGUAACUUUGGGGAUUACUCAUAUCUCAAUCUGCUGCGAUCAUCAUCAAAUUUUUGAACUGGUCUUGGGAAGAUCCGUGCCUGAGAAAGAUAGCAUUGCCUUGCUAAUGGAAGAUGUGGAACGCAUCAGACAACAACUGACAUCUACCACACCUGUUCUUGUGACUGGAAAUCAAACCAAGAGUGCUUACAAGCUCGCAAUGGAAACACUAGUUUCUGAAAUCAGCAUAUGUAUGCCUCCUCAUGCUUCUGAUGAUCAGAAGACGAAGAAGAAGGAUUCUUGCAGAUUUUGUUUCGAAGAUGGUUUUGAAGCCGAGCAGAUGUUUUAUGUCGCUGUAUGCCGUCAUCAAUUCUGCGUGGAGUGCAUGAAACAUUACGUAGAGAACAGUCUACUCAGAGGCUGUUUUCAGAUGAAAUGCCCUAAACACGAUUGCAGCUCUGAGUUGACUAUUAAAAGCUGUGCCAAUCUUUUGUCACCUAAGUUAAGAGACAUUUGGGAAAAAAAGAUCAAAAAGGGCUCGAUGGAUGAUCCGUGGCAUGAAUGUAAAAAGUGCCAACACAUGAAUGAAAAUUCAAGUGGAAACUUGCAAGUAACUUGCAGAAAAUGA